AUGACGGGCGUUGUUGUCCCAGCUCCAACGGGGCUCAACUGGGCCGUGGGGCAUGACGGGAGCCACAGUCUCCCUCUCCCCGUUCCGAGCCGGCUCAUGCCCCCAGCCCGCCCUCGGCCCCGGGCGGGGCUUCCCCCUCCCCGUCCCCGUCCCCGUCCCCGGCCGUCCUGCCGCGGUCUCUCCUCCGCCCGGCUCUGGCUGUACUGGCAGUGGCGCUGCUGGGCGGGGAUCAGUGCCUGGUGCGGCAUCGCCUCCCUUUGGCUCCGCCUGCCCCGGCCCCGGCCCCGGCCCCGGCCCCGGCCCCGGCCCCGGCCCCGGCUGCUCCCGGAGCCCGCAGAGCGCACACAGGGCGCGGCCGCUCCCGCCGCCUCCGUUGGGGCUUCCCCGGCCCGAGCUCCGCCGCUCGGCAGCGCGGCCGCUGGCCCCGAGCCGCCGCUGUCGCGUUCCAAAGAGCGAACGCCAGGGGCUGCCCGGCCCGGGACGGCUGAGGGGCGCUCGGGGCCCGUGUCUGGCCCCGGGCCGAGCGCUGACAGCCGCGUCUCGCCGGCAGGGAAGGUGGAGCACGGCAUUAAGGAGCGCUACCAGCUCGGUUCGCUGCUGGGGCGCGGCGGCUUCGGCAGCGUCUGGGCGGCGACGCGGCUCUCGGACGGCGCCCCGGUGGCCAUCAAAAGGGUGCCACGGAACCGCGUCCGACACUGGGGUGAGCUGCCCGACAGCACCAGAGCACCAAUGGAGAUCGUGCUCCUGGACAAGGUGUCCACUGGCUUCCCUGGUGUUGUCCAGCUGCUGGAGUGGCUUGAGCUCCCCAGCGAGAUCCUGAUGGUGCUGGAGCGCCCGGAGCGGUGUCAGGACCUCCGUCAUUUCAUUCGGGCACGGGGGUUCCUGUCCGAGGAGGUGGCGCGGCAGCUGUUCCGCCAGGUGCUGGAGGCCGUGCAGCACUGCACCAGCUGCGGAGUCCUGCACAGGGACGUCAAACCAGAGAACAUCCUCGUUGACCUGGCCAGCGGGCAGGCAAAACUGAUUGAUUUUGGCUGUGGCACCUACCUGCAGGACACAGCCUACACUCACUUUGCAGGAACACGGUCCUACAGCCCCCCGGAAUGGACCCGCUUUGGCUGGUACUAUGGCAAGCCAGCUACCAUCUGGUCCCUGGGCAUCCUGCUGCACCAGAUGGUCUGUGGGAAGCACCCUUUCAGGAGGGGCCGGAACAUCAGCUGGAACCAUCAGCUCUCACUGCCACAACGGCUCUCUCAAGACUGCCAAGAUCUGAUCAAAAGGUGUUUAUCCAUGCUCGACAUAGAAAGGCCCUCAUUAGAAGACCUGCUUUGUGACCCUUGGAUGCAGCAAAUUCACGAAGUGUUCCAGGUGGGGUCCAGUGUGGAUCAGGAGGUGCUUGGGACCAGCUGCGGUGUGGACGGGCCGUGCGCUUGGAGAAGGCUGAGGACAUCGUUUGGGACCAGCUUUUCUGCCCGCAGCGAUGGCAUGAGGGCUCUGCUGCAGCUCAGCACCGGGCCCGAAUCAGCCAAAGGAGAAAUGGUGUGA
Molecule: messenger RNA, 1542 nt
Organism: Cinclus cinclus
Lineage: Eukaryota; Metazoa; Chordata; Aves; Passeriformes; Cinclidae
Product: serine/threonine-protein kinase pim-1-like
Exons: 9
Coding region: 1-1542 (513 amino acids)
Biological process (GO): protein autophosphorylation
Cellular component (GO): cytoplasm
Molecular function (GO): ATP binding; protein serine/threonine kinase activity
Source: RefSeq, a predicted model, not a curated record